AUGCAUAUUAUCUGCAGUUUCAAAGCCAAAGCAGGCUUCCUUGGAGUCUUCGGAACAAUCGGCGGGAGCCGCAUCGUUUGCAAGGGGCUUCAUGGCAAGGAGGCCCAGUCGUAUGACAACCGAAAUGAUUCUCUGUACCUUACACCCUAUAUCGAGCAAGAUAGAAUCGAAGAAGCGCUGACGGAGAGCCGAGUCGGACUUUUCAAGAGUCAACUGGGAGCAGAGGCUUAUUCGGGCUACGUCACUGUCAACAAGGAGUACGACAGCAACUUGUUCUUCUUGUACAUACGAGCAAAGAGGAAUCCUUCCGAUGCACCUCUACUACUCUGGCUACAAGGCGGACCCGGACUGUCGUCGCUGUUCGGCCAGUUCCUGGAAAUCGGACCUCUCGCCAUUGACGGCCAAGGAAAGACUUUCCCUCGAAAGCCCACACUUCAGAAAAAUAUGAACAUGAUCUUCCUCGACCAACCUGUGGGUUCUGGGUAUAGUUACACAAAAAGUCAAAAUGGGUACGCUAAAAACCUGGACGAUGUUGCCACGAGCAUCACGGAGUUCCUCAGGCAGUUCCUUAAGAUGUUCCCAGAGUUCAAUGGUCGAGAUUUUUACGUCGGCGGAGAAUCUUAUGGAGCAAGGUUCGCAGUUGGCAUCGUCCACAGCCUCUUCACGGAAAACAAUCCUGAAAUUCCGCUCAACGUCAAGGGUCUGAUCUGCGGCGCCGGAUUUCUGGGCCCCCUUUUGGAAGUAGCCGAUUCCCACGAGUUUCUUUUCGAAGUGUCGAUGCUUACCUCUGAAGGCCGAGACGAAUUUGCUUCGCGGUUCGAAUUCAUCAGAACCCUAGCCGCGACCAACCAGACCGUGGCAUUACUUUUGCUGUUGCAGACAGUAUUUACCUCAGACACAAACCCUACCCUCUUCCAACAACUGACCGGUUACGACAAUCAAGCGAGCGCCCUCUACGCCACAAAACCGGCCAACAUGUUAGCCUACGAAAAGUACGUCCAGACGAAGGAAUUCAAGAAGGCCGUUCACAUCGGGGAUUCGGUUGUUUUUCAACAGGACAUGUUUGCUGUCAUGUUUGGGCUUUUGAACGACUAUCUCGCUAACAUCGACGCGGAAAUUGAAGAGCUCUUGGACACCUACAAGGUCCUCUUCUACUACGGACAGAUGGACAGCCUGUUCCCUGCGGUCCAUCAGAAGGCGUUCGCACGUUCUUUGAACUGGACUGGCUCCGACGUGUUCCGGAACGCAAACCGUCAGACGUGGAGAGCUGGCAAUUCGGCUGUGAAGCUGUUGGGAUACAAGACAACGGCUGCCCAGUUCACCGAGAUCGUAUUGCUUAAGGCAGGUCAUUACGCUGCCGUGGACGAGCCGAGGGCGACUUAUUAUAUGAUGAGUGAUUUCUUCAAUGCGCAAGCACCGUAA
Messenger RNA from Ixodes scapularis (black-legged tick), 1422 nucleotides. RefSeq names its product probable serine carboxypeptidase CPVL. Gene Ontology annotation, molecular function: serine-type carboxypeptidase activity. Lineage: Eukaryota; Metazoa; Arthropoda; Arachnida; Ixodida; Ixodidae. Gene Ontology annotation, biological process: proteolysis. The transcript is spliced from 4 exons. The record is from RefSeq and is a predicted model, not a curated record. Bases 1 to 1422 code for a protein of 473 amino acids.